Messenger RNA from Hyaloscypha bicolor E, 1236 nucleotides. RefSeq lists its product as uncharacterized. The transcript has a single exon. The coding region runs from base 28 to 1206 and encodes 392 amino acids. Gene Ontology annotation, cellular component: nucleus. NCBI's taxonomy places the organism in Eukaryota, Fungi, Ascomycota, Leotiomycetes, Helotiales, Hyaloscyphaceae. The record is from RefSeq and is a predicted model, not a curated record.
ACAAACAACGAAGGAAGCUCGAACAACAUGGGUCUCGUCGAUUAUUCAGACUCUGAUGCCUCGGAUAUCGAAGAGGCACCAGUACCAGCGCCUAAAUCAGCGGCAACAUCAUCGAAACCAGCAUUUCACAAAGUAGUGGACCGAUCAAACCCAGGCAAAAUCCGAGUUUCUUUACCACAAGCUACUUUGAAGGACGAGACCUCGAGCGACGGACCUCCUACCAAACGAGCAAAGACAGGCGGUGGAGCUUUCAGUGGGUUCAAUUCAUUUCUGCCACCACCAAAGCGGACUGGACAAACAAAUGUAACAUUAGGUGGAGGUACUGCAGCGAAGAAGGGAGUGCUUGGAGUAGGCGUAAGCUUAAAGACUGGAUCUGCACCAGGCUUCAGCAGAGAGCCUGAGCCUGAGAGAGAAUAUGCUGAGGAGGAAGAAAGUGGUCCAGCAACUACAAAUGGGGGAUCUGGACUCAGUCUUCCGCCACCAAGAGCAUCACAAGUCGAAGGACAGAAGCCUGCAGAGGAGGUGAAAUUGGUCGGGAAACCUUUGAUGUUCAAGCCAUUAUCAGUAUCCAGAAAGCCUGCAAAGAAGAAGAAAGCCAUACCUGGUGCUGCACCGUCCACAACUGCAGCAAUACCUGCUACCCCAGAGCCGAAGCACGAGAAACCUGCCCAGAGGCCAAAAGUGUCUCUAUUCUCGAUGUUGGCGGAGACAGAGAGUCCCUCCUUACCAAGAGGGAAUGGGGAAUACCAGCCGAUGAUGUUAGAAGUCGAGGAAGCAGGCGAAGAAGAAGAAGCAGAUCCCUUCGGCCUCGAGCCCUCAUACGAAGACUACACCCCAACAACUUCGCACGUCGCACCUCCCGCCGUCCCCACACCCCCAGUCUCGCAGUCUCUCGACGACAUAGCCGGCGACUUAAAACUUUCAGCUGCAGAGCGAAGACAACUAUUUGGGCGCCAAAAAGACGGACGAAGGCAAGCAGCCACAAAAGUCAUCAAUUUCAACACAGAUCAGGAGUAUCUUCACAAUGAAGAGCUUCGUGCUGCUGGCGAACAAAUCGUGCAUAACCCUGUUAGGGCGAUUGCUCCUGGCAAGCAUAGCUUGAAGCAGUUAGUCAAUGCGGCGCAGAGCCAGAAGGAGGCAUUGGAGGAGAGCUUUGCGAAGGGGAAGAGCAACAGGGCUGAGGCGAGUAGUCGGUAUGGAUGGUAAAUAUGGCAUAAUCGAGCUGAAUCAUACCCC